Centropristis striata (black sea bass) is the source of this 1710-nucleotide messenger RNA. RefSeq lists its product as uncharacterized. The coding region runs from base 100 to 315 and encodes 71 amino acids. The transcript has 3 exons. NCBI's taxonomy places the organism in Eukaryota, Metazoa, Chordata, Actinopteri, Perciformes, Serranidae. Gene Ontology annotation, cellular component: heterotrimeric G-protein complex. Gene Ontology annotation, biological process: G protein-coupled receptor signaling pathway. The record is from RefSeq and is a predicted model, not a curated record. Gene Ontology annotation, molecular function: G-protein beta-subunit binding.
CUCGGGUUCAGGGUUUACAACACAGUUGGGGCUAAUUUCCGCUCGGUUGGCCGUUCACGUUAAGGAGCCCUGAACUUUUCUCAGCCGACAGCCGUCGUCAUGUCUAACAACAAUGCUAGCAACAACUUAAUUAUCGCUCAGAGGGCCGUGAAGCAGCUCCGGUUAGAGGCCAGUUUCCGGAGGAUCAAGGUGUCCCAGGCUGCUGCUGAGCUGAAGAACUUCUGUCUGCAAAAUGCCUCCAAGGACCCCCUGCUGGUCGGGGUCCCCUCCAGCGAUAAUCCCUUUAGACCCCCCAAGUCCUGCUCUCUGUUCUGAGUCUCCAGCAGAAGGAAAGGUGGAGGAUUUGUUCUGAGGCUUUCUUCACUUCUAUGAUGUCGCUGUGAUCCAGCAGCUCCUCUUGGGAUGAUGCAACAUGGGACCGAACGGUUCGGGGGAGGGAACUGCUCCACUUGUUUUUGCCAAAUUUAAUGGUACCAUAACUCCGAUCUGUUACAUUAAAGUAGGGCCAAAUCUACAUGUUCAAAAAAUUGUUAUUGACACUAACUUGAUUAAUCAUUAAGCCAUUGUUGGUUUACCUAGUACUUAACAUGUCCGGUCUCUAUUUCCUCACCUAAUGGUGCCCCGUGUCCAGUCAGUGAAAUUCAACCCAUGUGAUUGGCUCAGAAUGUGCAACUUCCUCUUGUAUUUAAUGUGGCAGGUCAAACAUUAAUUUAAACCAGGUGCUGUUCACCAAUCAGAACAUGUCGUGUUAUAAAUACACCGUAUUGUAUUUUGUGUCUUUAAAAACACUAACUGUGUAUGUGGCCAACAGACAUGCUGGUAGCUUCGGAGCUAAAUUGAUUGGUGUUUUAAACGAUCAGUGUAUUUGUGGCAAUUGUAAAGGUAUUAAAACUUUUCUAAGGUACAGCAACAUGCUACAGACUUUAACCCUAUCAGUGCAGGGCAUGUGAUUGUCCUUUAACCCAUUUUUUCUGUAUAUAUUUAACAGCCUGUUAAGGUUGCUUUUGUUAGCCUCUAUGUUUCUGUCUUUAUUUAAAAAAGCACAUCAAGGCCUUACACUGUUUGGAUAGCAAAACCUCGUAGUAAAUUUCAACCCUCUCUCCAAAAAAAAGACGUUCCUAUACAAAAACAACUACAUUUUUAAUUGCAUUUUGAGGGAAACUUAUCAUGGUUAAUGUGAAUUUGAUAAUAAAACUAUUUGGUUAGGUUUGGUAAAAGAUCAUGGUUUAGCCUAAAGUACGUAAAUACUUAUGUUAUGUAACCUUCCAUACAUACGUAGAUUAAGUACGUCACAUAUGUGACACAAGUUAAAUACUUCACUUAAGUUGUAAUAAGUCAGUUUUUAUUUGACUUUGAUGUGAAACAUAUUUGUCAUACGACAAUUAUAAUAAUAAUCCUCAAAACACGACUUUUUUUUUGCAGUUUUGUUGUAUGGGAACUUCAUUUUAAGGAGAACAGGGUGCAAAUUUAAUAUAAGUCACUUUAGAUACACAAAUGGCCAAACAGCAAAUGUUAAUAUAUCUUUUCAAAACUUUUAAAUAUUGUUUGUAUUAAAUGAAUCGUGCUGCAGUGACUUGUUGCAUAAAUCAUUUUCCAUACUGGGAUCAUAUUCCAAUCAACCAAAACUUUUACUACUGUUAGCCUGUAUCUUUCUUAACUUUGCUACUGUGGGCAACCUUUUAAAAAUUAAACUACUUUUUCGGACUCUGA